Molecule: messenger RNA, 2180 nt
Organism: Empidonax traillii (willow flycatcher)
Lineage: Eukaryota; Metazoa; Chordata; Aves; Passeriformes; Tyrannidae
Gene: RUFY2
Product: RUN and FYVE domain containing 2
Exons: 18
Coding region: 339-2180 (613 amino acids)
Cellular component (GO): cytoplasm
Molecular function (GO): metal ion binding
Source: RefSeq, a predicted model, not a curated record
CUGCAGGACCAGCGGCAAACGGCGCCUUCGGGGCGGAGGAGAGUCCCCAGAGCUCCUUCUGUUUGUGCCGCACCCCGUACGGUACCUGAGCAGCAGUUAGGGUUUCACACACCGCGUUAAAUGCUAAUAUUUAUUUAUUUGUUUGUUUAUUUAUUUGUCUGUCCAUUUAUUUAUUUAAGAGGUAGGUGAAGAAAAAUAGCUAUAUGCGGCUAGACCAUGCUUUAAAACAGACCUAAAAUGCAUUUUGCCUCGGAAGAAGCAGACGAGAGGACUGACAGUUAAAAGGGCACUAGGUGCAGGAGUCUCGUCUGUGGGCAGGAUCAGCUCCAAAAGUCAAAAUGAGGUCACCCGAAAAAGGAAUUGCUGUAAAGGACCCCACAGCUGUAGAAAGGGCCAACUUACUGAACAUGGCUAAACUGAGUAUCAAAGGACUCAUCGAGUCAGCGCUGAGCUUUGGCCGCACUCUGGACUCCGACUACCCCCCUCUGCAGCAGUUCUUCGUGGUCAUGGAGCACUGCCUCAAGCACGGCCUGAAAGUAAGAAAAUCCUUCCUAAGUUACAAUAAAACCAUCUGGGGUCCUCUGGAACUUGUGGAGAAACUCUAUCCAGAAGCUGAGGAAAUAGCAGCAAGUGUCAGAGAUUUGCCUGGUCUUAAGACACCCCUGGGCCGUGCCCGGGCCUGGCUGCGCUUGGCGCUGAUGCAGAAGAAAAUGGCUGAUUACCUUCGCUGCCUGAUCAUUCAGAGGGAUCUCCUCAGUGAAUUUUAUGAGUAUCACGCCCUGAUGAUGGAGGAAGAAGGAGCAGUAAUUGUUGGGCUGCUGGUUGGGUUAAAUGUGAUAGAUGCCAACCUGUGUGUGAAGGGAGAAGACCUGGAUUCGCAAGUUGGGGUGAUUGAUUUCUCUGUGUAUUUGAAGAGUGAUGAUGACAUUGGGGGUAAAGAAAGAGAUGUACAGAUUGCUGCAAUAUUGGACCAGAAGAAUUAUGUGGAAGAACUAAACAGGCAGCUGAAUAGCACAGUCAGCAGCCUCCAUGCGAGGGUUGAUUCACUGGAGAAGUCAAACACCAAACUGAUCGAAGAGUUGGCGAUAGCUAAAAACAAUAUAAUUAAACUCCAGGAGGAAAACCAUCAGUUAAGGAGUGAAAAUACUCUGAUUUUAAUGAAAACACAGCAUCAUCUAGAGGCAACUAAAGUGGAUGUUGAAGCAGAACUUCAGACCUACAAACACUCCAGGCAGGGCUUGGACGAGAUGUACAGUGAAGCUCGCAGGCAGCUUCGGGAGGAGUCCCAGCUUCGACAGGAUAUGGAGAAUGAGCUGGUGGUUCAAGUCAGUAUGAAACACGAGAUAGAGCUUGCCAUGAAGCUGCUGGAGAAGGACAUCCACGAGAAGCAGGAUACCCUCAUCGGCCUCCGCCAGCAGCUUGAUGAAGUGAAAGCAAUUAAUGUGGAAAUGUACCAAAAGCUGCAGGUUUCUGAAGAUGCUAUGAAAGAAAAGAGUGAAAUAAUUAGUCGAUUAGAGGAUAAGACCAAUCAAAUUAAUGCAACUAUGAAACAACUAGAACAAAGAUUGCAGCAAGCAGAGAAGGCCCAAAUGGAGGCUGAGGCCGAGGAUGAGAAACUUAAGCAGGAAUAUGUGAAUAAAUCUGAAAGUCUGCAGAAGGAAUUCUCCCAGAAGGAGAAACAGCUGUUUCAGCUGGAAACAGAUUUGAAGAUAGAAAAAGAGUGGCGGCAAACCUUAGAGGAUGAUCUUCAGAAGGAGAAGGAAACUGUAUCUCAUCUGAGAAUAGAGACCCAAGAAAUAAUGAACCUUAAAAAAGAGUUCCUUAAACUUCAGGAAAAGAACAAGCAACUGAAAGGGAUUUGUGAAGACCAAGAAGCUGCUCUCCAAGAACUGGCGUCCAAGCUGAGCGAAUCAAAGCUGAAAAUAGAAGAUAUAAAGGAAGCCAACAAAGCACUGCAGGGCCAGGUUUGGUUGAAGGACAAAGAGGCCACACAUUGCAAGCUAUGUGAAAAGGAAUUUUCACUUUCCAAAAGGAAGCAUCACUGUAGGAACUGUGGCGAGAUCUUCUGCAAUGCCUGUUCUGACAACGAGCUGCCCCUGCCCUCCUCCCCCAGGCCCGUCCGGGUCUGCGACUCCUGCCACGCAAUCCUCAUCCAGAGGUGCUCUUCUAACGUGCCCUAA